Aspergillus nidulans FGSC A4 is the source of this 783-nucleotide messenger RNA. RefSeq lists its product as uncharacterized. The record is from RefSeq and is a predicted model, not a curated record. Lineage: Eukaryota; Fungi; Ascomycota; Eurotiomycetes; Eurotiales; Aspergillaceae. The transcript is spliced from 6 exons. Bases 1 to 783 code for a protein of 260 amino acids.
AUGGCUUUCAUACAGAAUUCCAAUCCCCCGCCAUUCAUACCCCAUUAUGGCAAGAACAAGGAAGUGGGAGUGUGUAUGGCCGGAAUGACUUUUACUAUUGAGCCUAUACUUGCUCCGGGAAGUCCUCGGGUAACUGUUGACCGGGUGACUGGACGAAUCACUGCCGAUGGCAAACGAACUGCUCAGUUUGAACACACCUUGCUUGUCACGGAGACAGGUGUCGAAGUCCUGACUGCGCGAAACGCAGAUUCACCUGGAGACCCUGCCUUGUUGCCGACUACCAGUGAGGCUACAGAAGCUAAUCGACGACCGGACAUAGCCAAAGCAUGGGCUUGGAAUGUCCUGAGCCGGCUUUUUUUCUUUUACUUUGGAUCAUUUGCUCCUACAGCCCAGUCGUGUGGCUUUACCAUCGUGCAACCAAUAACGGCAGGAGCGGUUAUGAGGGACAUGGCUUUGACCCAUCAGGUUACUUCUUACAUUCCUUUGCCUUCGCUUUGCUAUGGACGGGUUUACGUGCAGAUGAUGGAGUAUCCUCUGGAAACGAAACAAUACAGCCGUGAAGGCUCGACAGUCGAAUUGGGCUUUGAAACCGGUAAUCUCACAAUCUACCUGCAACCAGCUGCAGAACAGCCCUGCUGCAUUGAAGGAAACCUGACAGCGGUCAAGACGAGCGUCAUUGUAUCCCGAAACGCAGUCAGCAUCACGGCGAUUGCAGAAGUCUGGAGUCGCGUGAUGGCGAUUACAUCGGGCAUUAUCCGCCUUCUACCUGUGAACUACAUGUAG